Molecule: messenger RNA, 2148 nt
Organism: Eruca vesicaria subsp. sativa (arugula)
Lineage: Eukaryota; Viridiplantae; Streptophyta; Magnoliopsida; Brassicales; Brassicaceae
Source: the annotation of a GenBank genome assembly
AUGGAGAAAUUACCAAAAUCAUUUUGUCUUCUCUCAUGUGUACUCGUCUUGUUAUUGAGUUCAGUCUCAGCAGUUACAGAUGAUCCUCAGGAUAAACAGCUGUAUAUUGUCUACAUGGGAUCACUUCUCACUGGGAAAGAAUACACACCAAUGUCUCAUCACAUGAGCAUCCUUCAAGAGAUCACCGGAGAAAGUUCGAUCGAAGAUCGUCUAGUAAGAAGUUACAAGAGAAGUUUCAAUGGGUUCGCUGCCCGGCUCUCUGAGCCAGAACGAGAAAGAAUGGCCCAGAUGGAAGGAGUUGUGUCAGUGUUCCGGAGCAAGAAGUUACAAAUCCAAACAACAGCGUCUUGGGAUUUCAUGGGGUUAAAAGAAGGAAAUAAUACAAAGCGAAACCUAGCCGUAGAAAGUGACACUAUCAUCGGUCUUUUUGACACUGGGAUAUGGCCAGAAUCAGAGAGCUUCUCUGACAAAGGCUUUGGUCCUACUCCAAAGAAAUGGAAAGGUGUUUGUUCAGGCGGCAAAAACUUCACUUGCAACAACAAGUUGAUCGGAGCAAGAGACUACACAGGCGAAGGCACCAGGGACCUUGAUGGCCACGGCUCACACACAUCAUCCAUUGCGGCUGGAAACGCAGUUGCGGGGGCAAGCUUUUUUGGAAUCGGCAAUGGAACCGCUAGAGGCGGCGUUCCAGCUGCGAGGAUCGCUGCUUACAAAGUAUGCAACAGCACAGACUGCACCGAUGAUGCUAUACUGUCUGCAUUCGAUGACGCGAUAGCAGAUGGUGUGGAUUUCAUCAGCAUCUCCAUCGGGGAAGCGGGAGAGGCCCUUAACUACCAAGAGGACACAAUCGCCAUCGGGGCUUUCCAUGCUAUGGCCAAAGGGAUCCUCACUGUGAACUCAGCCGGUAACAGCGGUCCGAGUCCAACCACAGUCAGUAGCGUUGCGCCGUGGAUAUUAUCCGUUGGAGCCAGCACAACAAACCGUGAGUUUCUGACCAAAUUUGUUAUCCAAAACGGAAAGACACUUGUGGGGAGAUCAGUGAAUGCUUUUGAUCUGGAAGGAAAGAACUAUCCUCUAGUCUCCAUAAGAUCUGAACAGGUCAAGGGAAAAAUAUUGGUGAGCAUAUAUUCAUUUGGUUCAGAUGUAGCUGUUGCAACCAUAAUUAAAGACGACCCAAACUUGGCCACCGUUACCCCUCAUCCCCUCUCUGCUCUAUUACCAGAUGAUUAUGACUUUGUUGUCUCUUACGUUAACUCCACAAAGUCCCCACAAGGCACUGUUCUAAAAACUGAGGCAGUCUUUAAUCAGAAAUCUCCUAAAGUUGCUUCCUUCUCUUCUCGCGGUCCAAACACAAUCGCUGUUGACCUUCUAAAGCCGGAUAUAACAGCACCAGGAGUGGAGAUUCUAGCUGCUUUUUCACCUUUGGGUUCACCUUCAGAAGACGAGGAUAGAGACCGAAGACAUGUGAAUUACUCUGUUAUAUCUGGAACUUCAAUGUCUUGUCCACACGUUACAGCCGUGGCUGCAUACAUCAAGACUUUUCAUCCUGACUGGUCUCCUGCCAUGAUUCAAUCUGCCAUCAUGACAACCGCUUGGUCAAUGAAUGCUUCUGAAACUGGGGUUGCAUCAACCGAGUUCGCUUACGGAGCUGGACAUGUGGACCCAAUAGCUGCUCUAAAUCCUGGACUUGUCUAUGAACUAGACAAAGCAGACCACAUAACCUUUCUCUGCGGUUUGAACUACACUUCAAAAACCCUUAAACUCAUUACCGGUGAAGCUGUCACUUGCAGUGGAAAUAAUACCUUACCAAGAAACCUCAACUAUCCUUCAAUGUCGGCUCAACUUUCGAAAACUAAUAGCUCCUUCACCGUCACUUUCAACAGAACCGUCACCAACGUCGGUACCCCCAACUCUACAUACAAAUCGCAGAUUGUCUUAAAUCACGGUUCUAAGCUCAAUGUCGAGGUCUCUCCUAGUGUUCUAGCUAUGAAAACUGUGAAGGAGAAGCAGUCUUUCACCGUGACUGUUUCAGGAAGCAACAUCGACCCAAAGCUGCCUUCUUCUGCAAGUUUAAUAUGGUCUGAUGGCACCCAUAAUGUUAGAAGCCCCAUUGUUGUUUAUAUUGAUAUUCCUGAUGAUUCAGUCUGA